Messenger RNA from Sphaerulina musiva SO2202, 204 nucleotides. RefSeq lists its product as uncharacterized. The transcript has a single exon. The record is from RefSeq and is a predicted model, not a curated record. The annotation marks the transcript as partial. Lineage: Eukaryota; Fungi; Ascomycota; Dothideomycetes; Mycosphaerellales; Mycosphaerellaceae.
CAAAGGGUAGAGUACCUUAUCGACCUUACGAAACCAUUUGCAGCGGCGACAGCGGUGAUUGGAACUACGAAAGGUCCGACGAUUCACCUUGUCCUCGCAUACUACAACAAGCUUUUCGAUAUUCUAGAGGAGGCGAUAAAGCGACUCAAGAAUAAGCGGAUACCCUGGAAGAAGGAUGUCUUUCAGGCAUGCGAGGCUGCUUAG